CCCUUCCUCUCGGCGCUGGAUUGGUUGCGCCUACUAGAAACCCAGUGUUGUUGUCGGAGGCAAAAUGGCGGCGGCGGUGGCCGGGGCCGCCCUGCUGGGCAAGGGGCUGGACAUCAGCCUGGCGGCGCUGCAGCAGCACGACCCCUACAUCAGCAGCAUCGUGGACGUGGCCAGCCAGGUGGCGCUCUACACCUUCGGGCACCGCGCCAACGAGUGGGAGAAGACUGAUGUGGAGGGAACACUGUUUGUUUACACAAGAUCAGCUUCUCCAAGACAUGGCUUCACAAUUAUGAACAGACUGAGCAUGGAAAAUCGAACAGAACCUAUUACUAAAGACCUCGAUUUCCAGCUGCAGGACCCUUUUUUACUGUACAGAAAUGCCAGAUUGUCCAUAUAUGGGAUUUGGUUUUAUGAUAAGGAAGAAUGCCAAAGAAUUGCAGAGCUCAUGAAAAACCUAACUCAGCAGGAACAAUUCAAAGCACAGCAGGGCACAGGAACAGGAGUGUCCCCAAUGAUCAUGAAUUCUGCUAAUAACAAAGAAGUGGAUAUCUUACGGAUGCUUACCAAGGCCAAAGAUGAGUAUACCAAGUGUAAGACCUGCUCAGAGCCAAAACAAAUAACCAGUUCCUCUGCAAUCUAUAACAACCCCAACCUAAUCAAACCAAUUCCAGUGAAGCCUAGUGAAAAUCAGCAUCAACGAAUAUCUCAGCAAAGCAAGAAUGUGGAUCCUGAACCACAGCACUUGUCUUUGACAGCACUAUUUGGAAAACAAGAAAAGCCAGAUGUCUCAGAACCACUUAAUAAACAGCAUCAAGAGAAUCUUCCUGUUAGGCAGGGUGUGGUACGUUCACUGUCCUACGAAGAACCUAGCAGGCAUUCGCCCUCUGCAGAGAAACAGCUUUGCCCUGCCAUUCAGAAGCUUAUGGUGCGUGGGACAGACCUGCAUCCGCUUGCUGAGUUUCCUGAGAACCGACUCUGUGAAAAUGGCAAUAUCCACCCCGUGGGUGAGACUUUCACAGGACUCUUCCAACCUGUGACUUCUCAUGGUAUCGCAACAUCUCGUGUAGUUCAGGAUACUGCUGGCACUCAGAGCUUAUUGCAGAAAUUACAGAGUCAGUCAGGGUCAGUGGCUAAAAUGGACCCCAGUGCAACAGGAUCUGUGAACUCAACAGCUUCUGUGUUCAGCAGGACUCCUGCUGCUGUUGGAGCACCAGCAGCAACCGUAAACAAUAUGAGCCAGCCACCUUUGGUGUAUUUCAAUGGUUCCCUACCAGGCCAGACUUUAGAGUCUCAGACACUUGGUAAAGAACAAUCCAAACUUCCUAGACAGCCACUUUCUCUCUCUGGCAAUCAAGCAGCCAGUUCUGGGGUGAUUUCACCUCAAGAGUUACUGAAAAAACUCCAAAUAGUGCAACAAGAACAACAGUUGCAUGUAUCCAGCAGACCAACCUUGGCAGCUAAAUUUCCUGUUGUUACUCAGAAUUCCAAUACACUGAAGCCACUGGAUUCCUGGAUAGAAAAGGCACCGGGUACAGAAAAACAGAGCGCGCUCUUUCAGGUAAUCUCACCUCAACGCAUUCCUGCCACUGUGACUCCUACCUUGUUGAUGUCCCCGAUGGUGUUCACUCAGUCCACACCUGCUCCGCCAAAAUCAAGUGAGAGUGGGCGGUUAGCAGCAGCGAACCAAGAGCCUGCCGCUAGCUCCGCUAGCCUCCUCCUGCCACUGCAAACCCCAGAGCCACCCGUGGUUAACAGCAGCUCCAUGACAAAGAUGCAGCUGCAAGAAACACUUCUACACCUGAUCCAGAAUGAUGACAACUUCUUAAAUAUUAUUUAUGAAGCAUAUCUCUUCAGUGUGAGAAAAGCAGCAACAAAAAAGCCCAUGUGAAAGAUUAUUUUUAAAUUCAAUUUCUAUUGCUUCCUGAACUCCAGGAAAAAGGCUUCAAAUUUUUCAAGUACGUUUACGUUUGGAGAAAUGAGUGGUCUUGGGCAUUUUGCAUACACAUAGAUUUUGCUUGUUGGCAAGUACGUGCUGAGAGAGAAGUGAGCGAAAACAGAUUGUGCCUUUAGGGAGGGGAGCGUCACGAUACUGAAGACUUAAUUACAGAAUAUCUUAAAUUAUUUUUCUUAUAUUGGUCCAUACUUAGAAUUGAUUUUCCAGCACAGGGGCUGAGUUCUCAGAAUUCAGUUUCCUUUUUUACUUGCAUUGUGUUCACGCAUUGACUAGGUAUUUGUCAAGGAUUUUCUCCGAGACGUCAUAUGCAGCGGUCCCGAUGAACGUGCCCAUCCCUGACCACUUGGUGGCAAUGUUGGACUAUUUUUAGGAACGUGAAAAUCCGGGUGAAAUCUUGGAAGGGAAAGUCUUGAGAAGACUGAUGUAUCAUCGUACUUAGUUGUCUGCAAAGCAAUCUAGAUGAAAUGUCGUGACUUUCCCCCAGAUUUUUGUAGAAAAAUCUUUUUUCUAUUUUAACAAGAAUAUUUUUAGCUAGCUGUAGAAAUGGGACUCUGCAGGUGUUUUGAUGAAUUGGGGGAGGGAGGGUUUGUUUGUGAAUGUACUUGCUAUCAGUGUAGCUCUGGGGUGGCACUGGAUUCAUGUUUCUAUUAUUCCAGAUCCAAUCUGCAUUAUUAUAAGCAAUGUACAACUUCACUAAAGGGAAGGAUACCUGGCAUAAAAGUCUUAUGAAAUCUUUUUUUAGAGUGUUUCUGGAGCACAGUGAUUUCAUUGAUCCAUUUCUAAAGAAAAUAAAAUGGAUAAUCCCUACUAUGUGCUGAUUUCAUUUUAUUGUACCAUGGACUAUGUAUUUAGAAUUGUUGGGUCACUUGUAUUUGUAUGACUUCAAAAUGUUUUUACACUUGGCAGAAGACACGUGAGGUUUUAAAUCAAUUAGAAUAAAUGGCUGAAAGAAA
Molecule: messenger RNA, 2907 nt
Organism: Tyto alba (common barn owl)
Lineage: Eukaryota; Metazoa; Chordata; Aves; Strigiformes; Tytonidae
Gene: DCP1B
Product: decapping mRNA 1B
Exons: 9
Coding region: 65-1888 (607 amino acids)
Biological process (GO): positive regulation of catalytic activity; deadenylation-dependent decapping of nuclear-transcribed mRNA; deadenylation-independent decapping of nuclear-transcribed mRNA
Cellular component (GO): P-body
Molecular function (GO): enzyme activator activity; mRNA binding
Source: RefSeq, a predicted model, not a curated record